AUGGAACGCCCCUAUAAGAUUUUCACCUGUCGGAGACUAAUAAAGGGGUUGAGGAGCCGGGGAAGAAAUGCCGGAAAAAGGAACGUCUGUGGAGGAAGGAAGGGCAAAAAUAAAGAUGAUGAACAGAAACUUGCGGUCGACGCGACUACGGGGGCCGUCUGCAUUGCAAAACCGCUUGACUACGAAGUUGAACAAUCACUCCAAGCAGUCAUCGAAGCCAUUGACCAUCUCGGUUCAACCGCCACAACCACGGUUAGCAUCGACAUUGAUGAUGUCAAUGAUAAUGUUCCGGUCUUCUAUCCCGAAUAUUAUAACAUUACCAUUCGAGAGGGCGAGAUCAAUUCUGAUUCGAAUCGAGAAUUGUUAGUGGUGCAGGCCAGCGAUGCGGAUAGUGGGCUUGGUGGAGAGGUCCAAUACAACCUUCGUGCUGGAGAUGCUGGCUUAUUCCGAGUGGAUCCACGUAGUGGUGCUAUAUCCCUGCGCGAAGGCCUUUCGAAAGGAGAAUACUCUCUUCAAAUAUCUGCUACGGACGGACUGGGACAGGCGGCACACACCAAUGCCCUGGUUCAAGUAUCUGUAAUCGGUAUUUUGGCGGCUGCACCGAAGUUUUCACAGGCCAAAUACGAAUUCCAUACCACCGAGGAUAUAUUGCCUGGAAUCUCAAUCGGUGGUGUAGAAGCGACGGGUGGGCCUGGGAUACGGUACUCCAUCUACAAUGGUGACCCCGAUCAUCACUUCACAAUUCAUCCCGAAACCGGAAAAAUUACUGUGGCUAGGUAUUUGGAUGCCGACAAACAGGAUACGGUGUUGUUGAACGUACGGGCUGAUCUUAUUGACGGUCUCUCCAAUCACACUCAGGUCAGAAUCCAUAUCGAGGACCAUAAUGAUAAUCCACCGGAAUUUACUGAAAAUGUGAUGGAGGUUAUCGUUCGCGAAGAUGCAAAACCUCAACAAACCUUCUUCAUUGUCCAAGCUAUCGACAAGGAUAAGAAAAAGAACGGCGAGCUGACCUAUUCGUUGAUGGCCUCAAUCCCAAUUGCUCCAGUAAUGAUUCAGCCCGUCACUGGUCACUUGGUUUUGACAGCACCCCUAGAUUACGAGAGGAUUCGUGAGUAUCGCAUUCGGGUCAAGGCUCAGGACAACGGUAUCCCCCCUCGUUCCACUAAUGCCACCGUAAUCCUACGUGUAUCCGAUGUAAACGACAAUGCGCCGAUUUUUGAAAAUGCAACUUAUGAAGUAGAAGUCUUUGAACACGCUCCAGCCAAAACCCAUCUAAUCCAAGUGAAGGCGGUCGAUUUUGACUCUGAAGAAAAUGGACGUGUCGAAUACCGUCUGGAUCAAAGUGUCGAUGCUUUUGGGAUUGAUCCAAGGGGCGGGACACUAUUCACGAAAAAGGAUCUCGAUCGGGAAGUCAAAAUGGAACAUAAUCUAACUGUCUAUGCAUAUGAUGCCGGCUCGCCGUCAAAAUCUGGCAGUGCUGUGGUGCGAAUUCAUGUAAAGGAUAUCAAUGAUCACUCGCCACAAUGCGUGGAUCAAGCUAUUACAGUGAAUACGGAUGCCGAUACCAGGAAACCGUUUGGCACUCUACUUGCCAUCGAUCCAGAUUCCGGUGAAAAUGGAACGCUGACAUUCCGCAGCCAACAUGCACACCCUAAUUUUAUUGUAAAGGGAAAUGGCGAAAUAUACCUGAGGACCAACCUAAUUAGCAGCAAAUCCAGUGAAAAAGAACAAAAACUUCCGGUGAUUGUCUCCGAUGGGGGUGUACCUUCGCGGUCGACCGUAUGCCACUUUACAAUUCGGGUCGAGGAUGGAAAUAGUAAAGUCGAAUUGAUCCAACCGGUGUUGAAUACAAUACGGAUUCGCUCUGAAUGUGAUCGUGGUUGCCGUUUAAUCAAAAUAAAUGCAACGAACGUGGCAGUUUGGCAAAUUCAAAGCAGUGAAUUCUCGGCACUAUUUUCGAUUUCUGCUCAAGGGAUUCUGUCAUUGACUUCACCACCAUCCGCCACUCAACCAUUCCGUCUAACGCUCGUCCUCUCCGAUGAUGAAGGACGUCAAAUUUUAUUGCCGUUGAGGAUCAUACCGUAUAAGGAUUUUAAGGGAGAGCGAAUGCUGGUCUCUGUUCCACUCAAUACACCAAUCGGCACAAAACUAGUUGACGCAAAUGAACGGAAUUCCUCAGUAUAUUACUCUCUACUAAAUACGACCGAACUUGUCGAGGUUGACGAAGCCACUGGUUCUCUUUUCUUGACCUCAAAACCAACGUUAUACUCUGGACAAGUGAUUGACCUCUACAUGGAAAAGGGUUCAUUAACUGGAUGUGAUACGAAUAUGCAUGUGGUGAGCCUGGAAAUUGAGCAAAAAGCGCUGAAACCGCGAUUUGAGAAGAAUUUGUUCUUGACAAAUCUUUCUGAAGCGACGAUACCAGGCACA
This is a messenger RNA of Mesorhabditis spiculigera, 2430 nucleotides long. The record is from the annotation of a GenBank genome assembly. Lineage: Eukaryota; Metazoa; Nematoda; Chromadorea; Rhabditida; Rhabditidae.